Messenger RNA from Aegilops tauschii subsp. strangulata, 1254 nucleotides. RefSeq lists its product as uncharacterized. Gene Ontology annotation, biological process: DNA repair; telomere maintenance. Gene Ontology annotation, molecular function: DNA helicase activity. Lineage: Eukaryota; Viridiplantae; Streptophyta; Magnoliopsida; Poales; Poaceae. The record is from RefSeq and is a predicted model, not a curated record.
AUGCCUGGAGGCAGGACUGCCCACUCGAGGUUCAAGAUCCCAUUGAGCUGUGACGAUGGCGCCUCAUGCACCUUCACGAAACAGAGUGGUACCGCCAAGCUACUGAGGAUGGCCUCAUUGAUACUAUGGGACGAGGCCACCAUGACUAAGCGACAGGCGGUCGAGGCACUUGACAACAGCAUGAGCGACAUCAUGGGAAGACAGGACCGACCCUUUGGAGGAAAAACUGUUGUGUUUGGCGGGGACUUCAGGCAGGUGCUUCCGGUCGUCAGGAGGGGGUCCCGGGGUCACAUAAUCAAUGCAACCCUUCGAAGUUCACACCUCUGGAAGGGUAUGCACCAGCUAAGGCUCGUCACCAACAUGAGGGCUCAUAAUGACACCUGGUUUGCGGAUUACUUGCUAAGGGUAGGCAAUGGCACCGAGGAAGUUGACGAUCAAGGAAACAUACGACUCCCUGAAGAUAUUUGUGUGCCGUCUAGAGGCAAGGGUGACGACCUGGAGAAGCUGAUUGACCAUGUGUUUCCGAGACUAGAUGACAACAUGUCCGAUCCGAAUUACAUGACUUCACGCGCAAUCCUCUCCACCACGAACGACAACGUCGACAAGAUAAACAUACGCAUGGUAGAGCGUUUUCGGGGAGAAGAAGUAAUCUACCAUAGCUUUGACAGUGCAGAAGACGACCCAUAUGGCUACUACGCUCCCGACUUCCUAAAUGGAUUGACUCCCAACGGUCUGCCUCCGCAUGCACUCAAACUGAAGCUCAACUGCCCCGUCAUACUUCUGAGGAACAUUGAUCCGGCUAAUGGUUUGUGUAACGGGACGAGGCUUGUGGUGCGAGGUUUCGAGAGGAACGCCAUCGACGCAGAAAUCGUGAUCGGACAACACGCAGGUAGGAGGGUAUUCCUUCCUCGAAUACCCCUAUGCCCGUCUGACAACGACAUGUUUCCAUUCAAGUUCAAGAGGAAGCAAUUUCCUGUAAGGCUUAGCUUUGCUAUGACGAUUAACAAGGCUCAAGGCCAGACGAUUCCGAUUGUUGGCGUGUACCUACCUAAUCCUGUGUUCUCUCAUGGUCAACUCUAUGUCGCACUGUCUCGAGCCACCGCAAAGAGAAACAUAAAGAUCCUCAUUGAGAAGGAGAAGGAGAAGGAGAAUGCCAAGAAGCAAAGCGGUAAACCUAAGAAGCGAAAAAGACCUGCCUUGUCCUUACAAACCUCGAUGAAGAACAUCGUCUAUAAGGAAGUCCUUACAGGCUGA